Messenger RNA from Prinia subflava (tawny-flanked prinia), 2029 nucleotides. RefSeq names its product death-associated protein kinase 2-like. Bases 340 to 1611 code for a protein of 423 amino acids. Lineage: Eukaryota; Metazoa; Chordata; Aves; Passeriformes; Cisticolidae. Gene Ontology annotation, cellular component: nucleus; cytoplasm. The record is from RefSeq and is a predicted model, not a curated record. Gene Ontology annotation, molecular function: ATP binding; protein serine/threonine kinase activity. The transcript has 14 exons. Gene Ontology annotation, biological process: positive regulation of apoptotic process; intracellular signal transduction; protein phosphorylation.
GUCAGCCAGGCUUCCUGUUUGCAACCUUCACCGGCCCAUUAGAACGGGGGGAACGUCGGGGAGAGGGGCAUCGUCUGCCGGCGGCUCACCCCGCUGUGUCCCGGCCACUCCUCAAGGAGGUGAGGCUGGAACCACCAGGAGCUGCUCCUAAAAGGCCUUUUUUGGCUCCACUUCACAGCUGGGGGUGUUACCAAGAGCCCGCGGGAGGAGGAACACACAGAGCUUUUCUUGUCCUGUGCUGCUGUGCCCGGAUCCUACCCCAGCUCCUCGGGAAUGCCACGACUGUGAGGCAGAGCCUGGCGCUGCCAGGGGUGCUGGAGGAAGGCUGGAGCUGGAGGGAUGGCCGAGGGUGGCCAGGCAGGGGUCCCGGCUGAGGGGGGACCGAGGGGUGCCCCUGACAGCCCCCAGCACAGUGAGGGAGAGGAAGGCUGCUGUGACUCCCUUUCUUCCUGCUCCUGCCCCAUUUCCAAGCCCCCUGAGCAGCUCCUGCAGGAUGUGGCUGAGCCCAGGGAGGAUGUGGGGAGUGAGGGCCUGGCAGCCACCACAAGCCCAGGCAAUGUGGAGGACACGUAUGAGCUGCUGGAGAAGCUGGGCAGUGGCCACUUUGGCGUGGUGAGGCUCUGCCGUGAGCGCAGCACCGGCACCUUCUACGCCGCCAAGCUGGUGAAGCUGCACCGGGGCGGCCGCCUGGGGCUGGAGCGGGCACAGGUGGAGCGGGAAGUGGCCAUCCUCCGCCAGCUCGACCACCCCAACAUCAUGCAGCUCCACGACCUCUUCAGCAGCAGAGCCGAGGUGGUGCUCAUCCUGGAGCUGAUCAGUGGUGGGGAACUCUUUGACUUCAUUGCGGAGAAGGAGAUGCUGUCAGAGGAGGAGGCCAUCGAGUUCCUGGGGCAGAUCCUGUGCGGGGUGGAAUAUCUGCACGCCCGCCGCAUCGCACACUUCGACCUCAAGCCUGAGAACAUCAUGCUGCGUGAGAAGGAUGUCCCCAAGCCCUGGGUCAAGAUCAUCGACUUCGGGCUGGCCCAGCAGCUGGAGGAUGGCAUCACUUUCAAGAGCCUCUGUGGGACCCCCCAGUACAUCGCUCCUGAAGUGAUCAAUUAUGAACCGCUGAGCCCUGCGACUGACAUGUGGAGCAUUGGAGUCAUCACCUACAUUCUGCUCAGUGGCCUGUCCCCCUUCCAGGGUGAGACGGAUGCUGAGACGCUCUCCAAUGUCGUGGCUGGUGCCUACGAGUUUGAGGAGCGCUGCUUCAGCCAGGCCUCCGAGAUGGCCAAGGACUUCAUCCGCCAGCUGCUGGUGAAGGAGCCAGAGCGCCGCAUGACAGCAGCGCAGUGCCUGGUGCACCCCUGGAUCAAGCCCCUGAGCAGGAAGCAGGCGCUGAGCCGGAGCCGUUCCUCCAUCAACAUGAGAAACUUCCGCAAGUUCAACGCCCGGAGGAAGUGGAAGCUCUCCUACAACACCGUGUCCGCCUGCAACCGGCUGUGCCGCACGCGGCUGCUCUGCGACCUCAGGAAGGAGGACGAGGAGCUGCGCUGCUGUGAGAGUGACCAAGAGGAGGAGAGGAGCCCUCACAUCGCUCUGCUGCGCCGGCGGAGAAGCAGCUGCUCCUGAGCUCCUCCAAAAAAAAGACAGGACCCCUGAGAGAGGAGUCUUGGGGGUCUCCCCAUCGCCCCAUCCAAGGGGGCAGGGGCACUGCCCAGCCCCAGUGCUCCCAGUUCCGUGGUAUUGGAGGUCACUGGGACAUCAGCACCCCACUCCUGCCCCCAGGUUUUGCUGCAGUGGAGCUCGUGCUGCCCCAGGGCUGGGACCCUCCAACCUGCUUUGUCCUAGUGAGAAAAAUAAAUGUCACCUCCUCCUCUACCCUCUUCUGCUUCUCCUUCCCCUUAAGGAUGGCUCGUCACAGCCAGGCAGGUGCUGACGGCCCGCAGCUUCCUCUCUCCCUGUAGGACUGCUGUUCUGCGGGGACCCCAGAGCCGGGGGCUCCUGGCACCCCAGAUUCACCCUGCGAGGCAAAGAGACCCUUAAGUUG